Dimorphilus gyrociliatus is the source of this 2161-nucleotide messenger RNA. The record is from the annotation of a GenBank genome assembly. Lineage: Eukaryota; Metazoa; Annelida; Polychaeta; Dinophilidae.
UAUGUCUUUUCCAAUAGAGAAAGAAUGUACAAGUCAGAAAUCUUGUUCAAUACUUGAAGAGUGUGUAGAUGGAAAAUGCAAAUGUACUCUGGAAAACGCACAAAACGUUUGCCAAGACAGUGGAAAGUUAAUAUUUCUGGAAAAUAAACAAGCAAAACUUAUAGGAACACCUUGGAAAACAGUUACAUCAAUUGGAAAAUGUUACGACGAAUGCUUAAAGUCUGACAUUAACGAAUGUGUUGGCGUUCAUGUCCUAGAGGAUAAUAAUACUAUCCAAUGCGCAAUAUACAAUACAGUAAUUUUUCCGCUUUUACCUAAAAACACCUCUCUACUCAUCCUAAGAAAAGAUAAGAAGCUGGGAGUAUGCGGUCAAAAUUCCAGUAUUAUUCCACCAACACCGGAAUGUUAUUCCCUCUUAUGGAAUCAAAAUGGUUGCAAUUCUAAGCCAUUUCAGCCUACCCCUAAUCAAAGUUCAAUGUCUAUUGAUGAAUUUGAAAAAUUCGCAAAGACAUCAUUUAACCUCGCAGCCGCCAAAUUUGACAAAAAUUCAGAUAACGAAUAUUAUAGGCUGAUCUGUUACGACAAAACAGUUCACGAUUACAUUAACAUUGCUUUCCGUAGAAAAAUUUCCUAUUCUGGACAAUUCGAAAGUUAUCUAUAUCAUCCAACUCACGCAAUAGACGGUUUCACAAACAGCGACAUUACGCUAGGAGGUUGUGUAAUAUUAAAACCUACUAACACGAUAAAAUCCAAACUGGAGAUUGAGCUCUCCGGAUAUCAUCUUGUUAAGAAACUCAUCAUUUGGCCAACAAAUCAAAAAGCCAAUCAACUACUUGCAAUCUACAUUCCGGAUUCAUAUAAUGUUUGCGCGGACGAUAUUCAAAUGAAAAAUGACACUGAAACGAUAAUAUAUUGUCGCAAUUUAAAGUUAAGAAGAUAUUCCAAGGUAGUCAUUCAACAAAAGUUACAAACUGAUUUGCAGCUUUGCGAAAUAGAAAUCUAUUCAGAAAAUAUUGCUCAUAAGAAGCCAGUCUAUUCGUCGUAUGCCGACUACAGUAUACAAUCUUUCGUAGAUGGAGGGCAAACUUAUUAUAAUGCCUUAAGAAUAGGAGAUGGCUAUUCCAUGGCCAUAAACCUCCUUGGUUAUUACAACGUUUAUGCUAUUGAUAUUAAACCCUCAUCUACUUCUCUUGACACUUUUAAAGAUUUUAUAAUGGAAUUAUCGGACAUAAAUCCUUUUUCCCCUAAUCAAUCAAUCACUUAUACAUUUUGUGCUGAAAAAGAUAGCACUAUUUUAACUUCAAACUUUUUCACUUCAUUUAUUUGCCCCAAAGGAGGAGUUAAAGGUCAAUUUGUCCACUUUUACAAAGAUGACAACCUUGUCAAUUCUUUCAACAUACUUGAAAUUGAAAUUGUUGGAAAGUUGUUGAAACGACUAAGUAACAAUGAAACCAACCUUUUAUCACACAAGCCAACUUGGUCAUCUUCCUAUUCGCAACUUUCGUCAUCAGCCUCCACUCUUACUGAUGCAAAUUAUGAAACAGUAUUUCGCUCAGCCAUGGAAGAUAAUCCAUGGGCAAGAAUUGAUUUACUUGGAAAAUAUAAAAUAUUCAAAAUGGCCAUUUUGAAUAUUGGAAACAAUUGGCAAUCCCGAUCACAAAACAUUCAAGGAGUCAUAUCUGAAAAGAAAGACUUUCCCAUCACCAACUGGUCUAAUCAUUCUCAAUUGUGUUUCAACAACAACAAACACUUUUUGAGCGGCGAAUAUAGAAUAUGGAAUUGCAAACAACCACUUCCGGUUGGACGUUAUGCAGUCUUCUUCGUUUCGGGACAAGGACAAUAUUUGAAUGUUUUCGAGGUGGAGGCGUAUGGAGAAGAGAUUGUUGAUAAACAUUUCUCUCUUUUACCAAUAAUUAAGGCUGAUAGAAAUUCACAAAGUGCCGGAUUUUCGGAUAUGAUUUCCGAAAAUCUUUAUCCUCUUAAGGCAAUCGAUCGUCUUUCGUCAAAUUUCAUUGGCGCCAAACCAUAUUUCUCUUGUACAGGAAGUUUCAAAGAAAAUACUGAAGGAAGAUUUACAGUUUAUCUCGAUAAUAAUUAUCUCAUUCAUCAAAUUGUUCUUCUCCUUCCACUCGUUCAAAGUAGCUUUUCUUUCUGCAUUUAA